This is a messenger RNA of Aspergillus welwitschiae, 488 nucleotides long. RefSeq lists its product as uncharacterized. The record is from RefSeq and is a predicted model, not a curated record. Bases 152 to 403 code for a protein of 83 amino acids. NCBI's taxonomy places the organism in Eukaryota, Fungi, Ascomycota, Eurotiomycetes, Eurotiales, Aspergillaceae. The transcript is spliced from 2 exons.
GUGAAUCUCGCUUGCAUCAGCAGCAAGCCAGAGCGAUGCAGUAUGAUAGCGCUGUCACAGACUUUUCACCUCUCUCCCAGAACUUCCAUCCUUCAUCCACCUUCAUUUGUCUGCGGCCUAAUCCUAGUCAGAGACAUAUACGAGAAACGAGAUGAACAGCCUCCUUGGCCUCAGUGCUGCUGACCGUUGCCCCUAUCCGGUUUCGCCUCAGACGAGACGGCUGAUCGGUCCAUCGUCACUCACGAGCAAGUCAAGCCACCCACGAAUGUCCACGGGCAAUAGCACAAACGCCGCAGUAUCAGCCAAACCUUGUCGGCACGGGAAACAGCUUCCCCAGGGUCACACAGCUGGUUCUUCAUACCAGUGGUACUGCCUGGCCCCUCACUCUCUUGCCGUUCGGUGAGACCCGCGAUACCAGUUACGAGGUGCGUCCCUCUCAGCCAGCUUGUUGUCCUCCGGAUGAAACCUCCCGACCGCGUCGUCUAGAU